AUGUCUGGAUGUGCCGAAGAAGUGAUAUGCAGUCGGGGAGGCACUGCUCCGAAGCGUGCAUCGAGCUCAGGUGAAAGCAGCAGCAGCAGCACUGGGACGACGGAUUGUGGUGCCGGACAGUUGCCACCUCUUCGGUUAGGGAUGUUCGAUUUCAAGCAGUGUGACCCGAAGCGCUGCACCGGAAGGAAGCUGAUGCGCCACGGCCUUGUUAAAGUCAUCAAAAUAGGAAGCAAAUUUGGGGGACUGGUACUUUCACCCAGUGCUAAUCGGACACUUUCGGCAGCAGAUCGCAGUUUCGUGCUUGCAGGUGGCUUGGCCGUGGUGGACUGCAGCUGGAAUCAGGUCGAUGGUACACCACUGCACAGAAUUAAAGCUGCGCAUCAUCGUCUUCUGCCUUUUCUGGUAGCUGCAAAUCCAGUAAAUUUUGGGAAGCCAUGCCAGCUGAGCUGCGUAGAAGCACUGGCAGCCGGUCUCUGCAUCAUUGGCCUGAAAUCGAAAGCAGUCCCAUUGUUAGACAAAUUUAGUUGGGGAAUGAAUUUCUUAAAAUUAAAUGAAGAGCUUUUGUCCGUGUACGCAUCCUGUAAAACUGGUGCCGAAGUGAUUGCCAAGCAAAAUGCCUAUGUGGAAGAAAUGCAGCGACAAGCGAGCGAAAUGAAACAGCGACCAAUGGAUUUGCCUGAGUCUACCUCCGAAACUGAAAGUAGUGAUGAAGCAGUUUGCCAAUAUUGA
Gongylonema pulchrum is the source of this 729-nucleotide messenger RNA. The record is from the annotation of a GenBank genome assembly. Lineage: Eukaryota; Metazoa; Nematoda; Chromadorea; Rhabditida; Gongylonematidae.